ACGGUGAUGAUGUAGUAAUAGUAGUAGUGUUGUUACAACAGCUAGCACACACACUAGACUCACUUGCUUCCCCUUCAACUCUUGCGCGGCGGCGUCGAAACCUCACCCUACUCUCACACACCCCCGGAAAAGCUUCCAAAGCACACCCGUUCUCCCCCAAAACCCGCUCUUGUCACUCGUCUCGACGUAGUAAGAGUAUAGUAAUGCGCGCGCGCGGCUCAAGGCUACGAUUGGGAGGAAGAUGCUUAUAUUUUCCGUCUCGUUACUUGACUCCCGUUAAAAAAACACCGCGUAUUUAACGUGAAAGAAUAAAGAGAUACCAGGCGUGUGUGAGAGAGAUAGUGAGCUUUGUGUAUGGCUAAAAGGUAACCAACGAAAGAUUGCCGGAAAAAAAAAUACAUGAGUUCGAGUGAAAAAGAUCACGAUCUGUUUAUUAGCUGUGGAGAAAACAAUCAAAUAACUCAGACUGUAGUGUUUUUUUGAUUCGUUAUAAAUCAAAUUCGUACACAAUAACAAGUGUACAACCGUAUAUAAUAUAAAUGCCGUGAUAUAUUUUAUAUCAAGUGUCUAGGGCGAGGAUCCUUGUAGUGGUAUUAAGAGUACGCGUAAACGCACAGCGUAAAACAAGAAAGGCAUAAGUGGUAAAUUCUGGUGAGAGUUAUUCCAAGUGUUUAGAAGUUGGUUGAUUUAUUUGACUACUUGCUCGGCAGGCUAUUUUUGUUCUUAAAACGUUUUUGUUGUUCAUCAUUGGUCCUUGGACAUGGAUCACUGCAUCUGAAGCGUCGCUAGUACUCCCCCAACCAAGUUUUUGUGUCUCAAUGCAUUCAAGUGGCAGAUUAUUAUCUUAAAUUAACUAUUAAUCUUCGGGGAAUGGAACAUGUAAGGCGUUAUAUUGACAAAUUAGAACAAUAAAAAAAAUACUGUCUUGAUACGAUCAAGUGGUGGAUUAUUAUCUUAAAUGAACUAUUAAUCUUUGGGGAAUGGAAUGUAUGAGGCGUUAUAUCGACACGACUGGACAAUAAAAAAUAAAAACAAAAAAUUCGAAGAUAAGGCAAAACUGAGAGGAUAAAUUUUAGAAAGAGAGAAGAGGAAUUGAAAGAGAAGAAGAGAUGUAUCAUUACGUUAAGAAGAACACGUUGUGCCUCGGCAUAGUUUUUCUGUUAAGCAUUGGAAUCAGUCAUCAACAGGAGGAGGACAUUCCACACAAUGAGGUGAGAAACUGGGCACUUAAGUUUGGUGUCGAUCUGUGGGAGUUUGGACGCCAAGCAACUAAACUCAGUGAAAUACAGAGGAAUUAUCACAGUAUGGAAGCUUCUGUUAUUAAAAAGGAUGGUCUCGUUUUGGUACGUGAAAUGGCUGCAGAGGUGAAAAAUAUGAUGGAUUUCAAAAUGAAUGCAGUUAUGAGGCUGGUAGAAAGUGCAGAACAAGCCGCAGUGUCAUCACCGCGAGAUCCACCAACGUCUCCACGCUAUUACAGUUCCCAUGAAAUCAAUAGAUUCACUGACGAUGGUAAAGUGGUAGCGGGUUCACGAGAGUUAUUACUUACGAUGAAUCGUCAUUUUGACAAUUUACCAGUCAAUUUGAGUUUAUCAGCAGUACUUUUGCCUAAUGGAAUAGACGAUUCUAGUCCCGAAGUAGCUAUCGGACUUCAAUGGAGUGAUCAUCUAGAUCCUCUGUUCGUAAAUAAUUAUGAGAGUGAUCCUACUCUAUCUUGGCAAUAUUUUGGAGCAACCGCAGGUUUUCUUAGGCGAUUUCCAGCCAUGUCAUGGCCACCUAGAGGAAGAUCAUCAAGACCAGAAGGUGGGCCAGGAGUUUAUGAUUUUCGGACGUUAGAUUGGUUUGUUGGUGGAGCAACGAGUCCCAAGGAUCUUACAAUUCUCGUCGAUAGUACAAGUUUUUCAUCAAAAAAGCUUCGUAGACUGGCAAUAGCUACUUCAAAGGCUAUCUUAGACACUUUAUCACCAAAUGACUUCGUUAAUGUUUAUAGUUACGCUGAAAGCGCAGAAGAAACUGUUCAAUGCUUUAAGGAUAGCCUUGUCCAAGCAUCUCCGGAAAAUGUCAGAGAACUAAAAAAUUCGUUGUACUCAAUUCAGUCUGAAUCAACAGCAAAUGUAUCGGCUGCUUUAGCCACCGGGUUUGAGAUUCUUUCUAAGUACAAUAGAAGCAGUCAAGGUGGUCAAUGUAAUCAAGCUAUAAUGUUGGUCACUUCUAAUACUGAAGCAGCAUCUGCUGAACUUAUAAAAAAAUACAAUUGGCCUCAUAUGCCUGUGAGACUAUUCACGUAUCUUAUUGGAGGAGAUAAAAGCUUUGAACUUCAAGAAAUGGCUUGCCUAAAUAAAGGGUUCUACGCUAGAAUAGUAUCAAUGGAAGAUGUUAGAAAUAAAGUAUUUGAGUACGUAAAAGUACUUGCAAGGCCUAUGGUUUUAUACCAACAUGAUCACCCCAUUCACUGGACCCCUGCUUAUGUUGGUGGCGAGAGUGGAAGAUUUGGCGAGGAACGACAUGGUCAAUUAAUGACGUCUGUUACAGCACCAAUUCUAGAUCGUCGCAAUCAUACAGUAAAAACCGCCAAUUUGUUGGGUAUUGUAGGGACGGAUGUUCCUAUAGAGGAAGUACAAAAGCUUGUACCACCUUAUAAGCUCGGUGUAAACGGCUACUCUUUCAUUGUCGACAAUAAUGGUCGUGUUUUAUAUCACCCAGAUUUACGUCCAUUGCCUACUAGUCCAAAUUAUGAAAAUACACUUCAUCCUCGAUAUACGAGCGUUGACUUAUCAGAAGUCGAACUUGCGGAGUUUGAUGGGCCUAGUUAUUUAUUUAGUAACAAUUCUCUGCUUCUAGAUCUGAGGCGUGAUAUGAUUGAUCAAAAAGAGGGAGAAACAAACUUCCCGGUGAAAAUUCAUUAUGAUAAUAUGAAACGUGUAACAAUUCGUCGACAUAAUUAUUUUUAUGAGCCAAUUAGUGGGACUCCGUUUUCUCUGGGGUUGGCACUUCCUGAGGGCUAUGGAAUGCUCGAAGUGCAUGCCGAACUGGAGAUCAAACACGCUAUUAUUAACGUGUUUGACUACUUGAAUGGAAGUAACUGGAAAGUACAUCCGGAUUGGGUGUACUGUGAAUACAGUUCGGCAUCGGAUAAGCAAUUUUCCACCCCUGAGGAGCGUAUUUUGCACUUCCUCGGUCGAACUCGCAUGCCCGGUUGGAAGUGGAUGUCUAUGAGACCUAAGAGUCCCAGCUCGCAUCAUAACCAAGCGAGCAAGCCUGAUAAAGAUGCACAUUACUGUGAUAAAAGAUUAGUACAAUCGCUGGUCAUGGAUUCUGUAGUAACUGGUGGGUUCAAUAAAAGAGACAGUACCUUAAUGCACAAGGAAGAAAAUUCGAACCCCAUUGCCAUACUGAUGGCUCUUCUGCACAGCCAAGGAAAAGGCCGAUUCGAUGUUGUCCGAAGUUUCAUCGCAACGAGGAGUGGUCUGUUUCGAUGGCACGACCAUCAAGACAAUAAGGAGGCCGAAGAUGAACCGCAUUUUGCUGACAUGAACAAAAGAGCUAUGGACACGUCGUGGUACAAAAGAGCAGCAGAACAACACGCAGUGGAACCUGAAAGUUUCGUAUUUAGCGUGCCCUUCAACGCAGCUGAGCUUACGGAACCUCUAGUGACCGCAACGCACGCUGUCUUCGUCGAGGGUAAGAAUCAACACAAGGCACCAGCAGCAGUGGUGGGAUUACAACUUCAACAUUCAUCCUUAGCUUCCCAUUUCAUGAAUAUAACAUCCACUUGCGCAUCAUGUAAGAAAAAUUGCGCUUCAGAAGAAUUGGAUUGUUACAUCCUUGACAAUAGUGGAUUUAUUAUUAUAAGUGAGCGUCAUGAACAUACUGGAAAGUUUUUCGGAGAAAUCGAUGGUACUAUUAUGGAUUCUUUGGUUCAAGAUAGAAUUUACAGAAAAGUGACAGUAAUCGAUUAUCAAGGUGUUUGCCCGCCUCAGGAAUCAUACUUAUCAGCAGCACCAAGUACAAUUUCAGGAUCAAUUGUCAAGACAAUUGUGUCGAUGAUUGGUCUCAUCUGGUCGUCCAUACUCAAAUUGAAUCUCUAUGAAGCAAUUAGUCCUGCGUUUGCAUGGCCAAAUGACGCUCAAGCUGACGAUGCUGACAUCAAAAUUGACGAUGAACCAAGUCCCCAUGAUUCAUUCACUCAAAAUUUAUCAGAAGAUCCAACGACUGGAAAAGAUAAGAUUCCUCCAUUUCCGGUUAUAGCAUCUCCACCAACAGUUCCGCCUGCUACUCACGCUACAUCAGCUCAAUAUAUGCUUAGCAAAUUGCGCACUUGUGAGAAGAAAACAGAUCUAUAUAUUUUGCAACCGGAAAGACUUAAUACAAGUGGUCAAAGCAAUCCUCUGAAGGGUAAACUAACGAACUGCCAUGUUACUGGAUGUGAAAGACCCUUCAGCGUUCAAAAAAUUCUCCACACGAAUCUCAUUCUUUUGGUGGUUGAUACGCUGUGUCCCUGUGGGAGUAAGCAGCUUAGUAUCGAACCUGUCGAAGCUAUAACAGAGCCAGGAGCAUGUACGGCUCGAAGAGAACGUCUUUAUCGUAAACGACCGCCCAAGUGUAUCAAUUAUCAUCCUGAGGAAAUGGAAAUCAAAUACUGUGGUGCUGCACAUCGAUUAUAUGUGUCGUACGGUCUCAUUGUCGCCUUGUUGUCGACAUUCUUCACGUGACUUAGCCAUUGAUAAUCGCGAUCCAACGAGUAAAUCUAUUUAUUUAUUGAAUAUUUACUUUAUGCAGCAAUUUAUGGAUAGAAAUCAGAGCAAUAGCAAAAUGAGGGUAAAAUGAAGAAAUGAGCGAUAAAGAAAAAUAAAAAUACAAAAAAAAAAGAUAAUAAAUUUAUUUCUUCGAUUGUCCAUGAUAAACGGCUGUUGAAUAUUAUAAAACAAAAUACAAUGUAAAAGACUAAAAAAUACUUAUCUCACGAUUUUAUCACUUAUUUUCAUCUACUGAAGAUAUUUAUCUGACAGAAGAAGAAAAUAGUCGGAAAAUACGUACGAGAAAUAAAAGAAAAAAUGUAAGAUGUCGGGAUUGAUUCGCCGUCCGAGAGUGAGCGACGCAUUUCCCUAUUGAUCCGUAUGA
This is a messenger RNA of Chelonus insularis, 5118 nucleotides long. RefSeq names its product stolid (gene stol). The record is from RefSeq and is a predicted model, not a curated record. The coding region runs from base 1110 to 4709 and encodes 1199 amino acids. Gene Ontology annotation, cellular component: voltage-gated calcium channel complex. Gene Ontology annotation, molecular function: voltage-gated calcium channel activity. Lineage: Eukaryota; Metazoa; Arthropoda; Insecta; Hymenoptera; Braconidae. The transcript is spliced from 25 exons.